AUGAAGUUCUCGCUUGCUGCGCUUGCUCCCUGGGCCGUUUUUGCCUUGACCAGUGUCUCGUCCGUCGCUGCCGUGCCCCGCCACGCUAAACGACAGUCGAGCUCGUCCACUACAGCUACCGCUCCAUCGCCUCUUACGCCCAGCACGACCAACGAAGGGUCGCCGCUGUUGAUCCAAUGGGAUACCACCACCAGCCAGGCAUGGAAGAGCAUGGAGAUCAAGUUUAUGACCGGUUCCAAUCAAAACAUGACCGAGCUCUACACGGUUGCCACGGACGUCGAUGGCACCUCGUCCGGAGCUGGCAGGCUUCUUUGGACGGCACCCAACGUCUCGCCUAACUCGGGCAUCUACUUUUUCCAGUUCACCCACGGCGGCGAGGACCCAACUUGGACGACGCGCUUCGCCAUCGCUGACUCGAACGGGGCUGUGACGUCGCCCCCCAACGCUAGGCAGCCCGAGGGACCUGCGAUCCCAUGGGGCACAGGCAGGAUCGUAUCGGGUGCCGCAUCGGCUGGCUCUGCAUCUAACUCUUCGUCGUCCUCUGCCCCUGCCUCUACCUCUGCCUCUAGCUCGGUUGACUCGACUUCUGCCUCCUCGUCGUCCUCUGCAACCAGUGCAAGCUCGCCUACCUCUGCCAAUCAGUCGAGCACCUCGGGCCCUAGCUCGAGCUCGAGAUCGAGCUCAAGCCCCAGCGCUUCUAUCACUUCCGGAAGCUCGAGCAGCUCGAGCUCGUCAGCUUCCAUCGUCAUCCGUGUGGGUCCCGCUGCCAUGAUCGGUUGCGUCGUUGCUGUGCUUGCCGGAUCUAUGCUGGUCUGA
Messenger RNA from Mycosarcoma maydis (corn smut), 816 nucleotides. RefSeq lists its product as uncharacterized. NCBI's taxonomy places the organism in Eukaryota, Fungi, Basidiomycota, Ustilaginomycetes, Ustilaginales. Bases 1 to 816 code for a protein of 271 amino acids. The record is from RefSeq and is a predicted model, not a curated record. The transcript has a single exon.